AUGAUGCGAAAAAAGGUCUUCACUCUUUUGGAAGGAUAUGUUUCAUUUACUUAAUCAUUUCAUAAACAAAACAAAGAACUUUUAAUGCUAACAAUAAGAGUUUUAUUGAUUAUAAAUGGUCUUUAAGAAUUAUCAUUAAUUUCUGGCAUAUAAAUAGACACAAGGUAUUCAUAUCGCCUAAUAUAGAAAGAUUUUCAAUAUUAUUUCACAGUUUAUAAUAACCAAUCAUCUCAUUAUAAUUGAGAAUUAAUCAAUGCUUAUUUAUUUGGUUAUUCUACAUUUUUUAAUAAAUAUUAUUUGUGUUGCCCUUGGGACAUUUUUUAAAAAUUAUCAAAAUAGUUAGUAUAUAUUUCUGUUAUUGAUUAAAAUAUAGCAUAAAAUAUUGAUACUUCCUACUUGGAAUACAAUAUUUUAUUAAAUUAAUCAUUACUCAAGUAUAAAAAUAUAUAUUUUGACAAUUUGUAAUUUGAUUAUGUAUGUUUAACAAUUUUUAUGGAUGUCAAUAUGUAAACAAACCUAAUUAAUUGAUUUUACGGGAAUAUUUUACCAUUAAAAUCUAUUAGUUGAUUUAUUUUAUGAAAUUUUGACAAUAUUAGCAAUUUUAUUUGCUGAAAUAUCAAUAGAAGCCUGUGUUAUUUUAUUUUUAAUUAAGUACUUUUUUAAAAUUUUAUUUUUAAAGAGUAUUCUAAAUUACAAUUCAACAUUUUAUUUAAUUUAUUAGGUAAUUAUGAUUAAUCUAAUAUUAUGUUUUGAAUUCAACAUAUAAUUUAUUUUUGUUCUUAUUACCCUUUCGUUUUCGAUUUAUAUUACAAUAAAUAUAAAAAGACGGUUAUUUGAUUAAUAUUUACUUGAUAAGAAUAUCACUUUAUAGAAAUGUUAAUUAGUUGAAUGGUUGAAUUAUAGUAAAUUUAAAAAUUAGCAUGCAUUAAUGUAAAAAUCACUAAUGAUGGCAAGUUAAUCAAAUAUUAAGACUCAUUCUAUGGAUCAAUUAAUUCAGAUUUUAUUAUCAAAUAAAAAAAAAAAGGACUAAUAAAUAAUCAAGAUAUAAUGUAAUUAUUCUUAAUAAUUUUAUCCACUAAAAUCUUUAAUACAAUUUCAUUCUUAACAUAAGUGUGAUGGGAUUUUAAAUAAGGCUUAUCUCAAUGUAAUAACUAAAGAAACAAAUACUUAAAUUAAAAGAAUUUAAGAUGCUUAAACAAAAAAAUAAGAAAUUCCUAGAUUAACUAUUUCAGGAUUCCUUUAGGCAUAAUAUAAAAGCAUAGAAAGUUUAAAAAUCUUAGAAUCAACCUUAAAAUAAAAGCUAGGUUUAUUAGAAUAUCUAAGAAUAGGAUUUUCAUCUCAAUCAAGAUGGCAAGAUAAAAUUAUUCCUUAUGUAAAAGCAAUCUCUGAAUGUAAAAUAAUGAUUUAAAAGAAAUAUAAUUUAUAAAGGUUUUGUAUAAUGGGUGAAUAAUAUUCUGACAUUUUAACUUUAAGAAUCUUGCAAUUAUAUUUUGGAAUUAUAAUGAUGAAUACAAAAAAAGUAAAUGUAAAAAACUAUAAAUUAGGCUUUAGAAAUAGAAAAGAUAGUUGAUGAUUUAUUGAGAUAUGAUAAAUAGUUUAAUGAAUUAACAAUUAAUAAUCAAAUUCUUCUAACAAGUAAAGUAAAAUAUACAUAAAUUAGAUAGAUCUAUGAUUAUACAAACAAGUUUAAUUCAUGAUCAGGGUUUAUUAUUAAAUUUUAAUAAAGAACAAGUUGCUAAUUAUUUUUAAUGCCCUUUAGAAGCUAUAGGAAAUUAUAAACAUAUCUAUGAUUUCAUGCCUGAUCAUAUUGCAUCUUUACAUGAUGAACUAAUAAAUAAAUUCUUGGAAAAAGGAUAAUCAAAAUUAAUGUAAGUAGGAUAAUUAAUUUUUUUAAAAACCCCUAAGAAUUUUAUAUUACCAAGUAAUAUUCAUUUAUAUAAUCCCUUAAAAAUGGAUGAUAUUACUUUAUAUGCUGUAUUAACAUCAUGUCCAUAAUAUUUUGAAUACAUAGUUUUUGAUUAGGAUGGCAUCAUCAUUGGAUUUACUUAAAAAUUAUUUAAUUUUAUUAGUGAUUUAAUUACUGAAAAUAAUUAAAAGUAUUAUAGAAUCUAAGAUAUAAUUGAUAAAGGAGGCCAUAUUCUUCAUUAUAUCUCUUAAAUUCCUCAACAAUUAAAAUAACUCUAAGAAAAUAUUAUUAGUACUUAGAACUAUUAAUUAAUAAAUUUAAGAUCUUUUUGGGAGUUACCAAACAAUAAUAACGAAUGCAUAAUUCAAACUUAAUAUUUAAUUAAUUAAAUGAAACUAGGAAAUAAUAAAACAGAAUAGGAAGAUACAGAAUUUUUAAUUGAUAAUAUUCAAGUUAAUUUAUUGGAUCCAAAUUUUUAAAAUAAAUUUUUUAUGAUUCUAAAUAAUAAAACAACCCAUUAAUUUAAUGAAAUAAAAUUAAAAAUCGAAUUGGCAUACACAAUAUAAAUAUCAAAAAUUUAUAAUAAGAUUUAUUUUAUAUUAGAAAUCAAAGAUUAUAGAUUAUCUGAUUAACCAACAACUUUGAUUUCAACUUAUUAAAAUAAUAAAUCAAAUGGUAAAACUUAAUCGUUGAGUAUAUCAUAAUAAUUAGAUUUUGAAAUUUCUGAUAAAAUUUCAUCAGAAGGUCAUUAAAUAAGAGAAAUUUAAAUAUUCAAUAAUUUUCAUUAAUAAUUAUUGGUAGAAAAAUUGUUGUUUGAUGAUCCUGAUAUAGAUUAUGAAGGAAUUUAAGAUAAAAAUUCUUCAAAAUAAAUGAAUUUUAGUUAAAACUAAUCAAAAACUCCAUUCAUAUUAACCUAAAGGCAAACACACAGAUAAUUAUUGUCUGGUUAACAAUCUUAUAGAGGAUCUAUGUAAAAAACUGAUUUUGUUUUACCAUAAUUAUCAGUAUAAGAAUAAGUUAAUAAAGAUUAUGAUAUAUUAAAUCAAUUAGAAAGAGAUAUGAUAGAAAUUUCAAGAUUUAAAUAAGAUCCAAUUUAAGAAUAUAAUGAUGAUAAAAUUGAAAAAGACAAUGUUGAUUACAUAUCGAAAUCAUUAUAAACUUCUAAGAAUAUAGACUAAAAUGAUCAUAAGUAACACAAUCAUAAAUUCAAUUCUCUUUAAAUUGCCUUAAUAAGAGAAAUUAUUGAUACUAGCAAUAAUAUUAGAUUAUUAACUAAUGCAAAAACUUUAACCUGGAUCUUAGAAAUUUUAAUUUUAAUUUAUAUCAUCAUAAAUACUUUGCUGGUUUAGAAUCAGUUUAUUAAAUUUAAAGAAUAAAUAUCUGAACUCAAAUCUAUAUAAACAUUAAAUAAUAUUAUUGUUUCAAAUUAUCAGUUGAUAUAAUCUACUUAUUUGGAUAGAUUAAAUAUUUAUACUUUAAGUCCACUUUUAGAACAAUCUCUAAAUUAAAGUUUAUCUGAAUCAUUUUAAACAAUAAUUAAUGAUUAAUUAGAUUUAUAGAGAAAAAGUUGUAUCUAUCUUGACAAAUUUGCAAAUGAUUCUAAUUUUGAGAAAUGCUUCAUAUAUUUUAAUCGGAUUUAAGAAAAUUAAUUAUCCUAUUUCAGAAACAGCAUUUUAAAUAAUCAUACUUAUGAUUUUUAAAAUGCUAAGAAAUAACCAUCUUACCUUUAAGAAUAAAUAUUCUAUUUGAUUUAUAAAUUUUUAAUUUAUUCUGACUAAUUCAAUGAAUAAUAUUCAGAAAUUAAAUUAAGCAACGUUUUUAUUGUCAUGUUAAUUACUGGUCUAUUAAUGAUUAUAACCAUAUUUUCAUUUAUUUUUAAAGUUGUAGCAUUGAAAUCAAGUCUCAAAUCAAAAUUAGUUACACUACUUUAAAGAUUAUCUUAAGAAGAAAUAGUUGAAUAGAUAGCCACUUUAACAAUUAUAAUUGAUAGUUGGAAAACCUAAUAAUGGAAAUAAUAUAAUUAUUAUGACUUAUGGAACAAUAAAUAAAAUCUAGUUUUUAAAGAAAUUGCUCCUCCAAAAAAUAAAAGAAAACUUUCGUCAAACAAUAUUCAAAAAAAAUUUUAAGAAAAAUUUUUAAUCUUUAUUGAAGCACUAAUUUUAAUAUUUUUUAUUGUAUUUUUUGUUUGUGGGUUCAUUUUACUUUUAAAUUUAUUUGAUUCCUAUAUUCCCUCAGUUACUGUAAAUUAACAGUUCUUAUUAUUUUAAUAAAAAGUAGAUUCAAGUGUAACUUUAGGAUAAAUUAUUAAAACUGAACCAUUAAUUAAUAAUUUUAGAAAUUAAACAGAAUAAUUCUUAAUUAUUUAAGAGUAUUUUAAAAUAAUUAAUAAUUUACAAACUAUCAUUUUUAACAUCACUGAAUCAAUAGUUUAAUAUGAUUUUAUUGAUUCAUCAUCAAUCAAUGAAAUUUUAAAUUCUUUGAAUUCAGAUUAUUGUUAAUUAUAUAACUUACCUUUUUGUACAAUAAAUUAAACAGGAAAAUAAUAUUUUUAGAAUGAAUCUUAUUCUUAAUUUCUAAAGGAAGGAGUUAAUGGGAUGAUUUAACAUAUGUAUUAUUUUUCAGUAAGUGAAUUUGAGUAAGAAAAAUAAAAAGGUUUUUUUGAAACUGAUGAGAAAUUAAUCAAGUAAACAAUCAGUUAAAGAUUAUAUAUUAAUAUUUUUAUUUAAUUUGUAUUAGAUAUAUAGCAAAUAAUAGAUCAAAGUUAGGAUUUAUUAAUAAAUGGAAAUGAGAAAGCAAGUUUGUUAAUAAUAGAUAAAAUUUUAAUUUAUUAUUAUGUUUUAGGUUGGAUGUAAGUUUUUUUAUUAUAUAUUUAGCUUAAUGUUUCUUCUUUUAAUUGUAAAUACAUAUUUAAUUAGAGCAUCAGGAUUAGAAAUAAAUUAAUAUAAAUAUUUAAUAUUGAUGAUUCCUGAAAACAAGCUGGAUAAUUCUGUAAUAAAAUAGAAAUUAAUAAAUAUUAGAACAUAUUUUUUUUGA
Paramecium sonneborni is the source of this 4939-nucleotide messenger RNA. NCBI's taxonomy places the organism in Eukaryota, Ciliophora, Oligohymenophorea, Peniculida, Parameciidae. The record is from the annotation of a GenBank genome assembly.